Monodelphis domestica (gray short-tailed opossum) is the source of this 8762-nucleotide messenger RNA. RefSeq names its product phospholipase A2 receptor 1 (gene PLA2R1). NCBI's taxonomy places the organism in Eukaryota, Metazoa, Chordata, Mammalia, Didelphimorphia, Didelphidae. The record is from RefSeq and is a predicted model, not a curated record.
GGAGAGAUCAGUGUUGCUCCUGUCAGUACUUCUACUGUCUUCCCCACCCCAAAGCCAAGAAUUUCUGGGAUGGGAUAGGCAACUGGCCCACCUCCUCUUUCUCCUCCCACCCCAAGCUGGAGAGGGUAGGGCGGGGAAAACAAAAGUUUGCGACCUUCGAGUACCCUAGUCCCCAGCUGGUGGGGGCGGAGAGAUAGGCGGGAUCUCCUCCUCCAUCCUUCUGCCCCAGGGUGUGGGUAACUGGGGUGUCGAGGUUAAAGGAUUAAGGAAGGGAAGACGAGGAGUGGAAGUAGGGGGUGGGGGAAAAAGAGAGCAAAAGGGAGUUGUCUGCCCAGCUACUCUUGCUGCUCGGUUCGGAGCUCAUCUGGAGGUGUUUUCCCGUACUUAGGGUUUAGCAAGGGGAAGGGGAGGCGGAACGAUGAGGGGGCAGUGGAGCUACCAGUGGUUAGCAUUGCCAUCGCUGCUGCUUCUGCUGCUGCUGUUGUUGCAGGGGCAAGGUUCUAGCUGCCUCGAGAACCCCUUAAUGUUGACUGAGGAGCGGGUCAGCCAGUUGUUGGGCAAAGGAAUAUUCAUUAUCCAAAAUGAAGACCUUAAGACAUGCAUCCAAGCAAGUAAAUUUGGAUUGAACUUGGAGAAUUGCAACCAACCAACUACAUCUAUGUUAUGGAAAUGGGUUUCCAAACACCAUCUGUAUAACAUAGGCACCAGCACUUGCCUGGGAUUGAACCUUAGUAUCCCUGAGCAGCCAUUAGGACUGUUUGAGUGUGAUUCUACUCAUUUUUCCAUGUGGUGGCGUUGUAACAGAAAGGGGAUAAUUGGUCCAUACCAAUAUAUGCUGGAGGUAAAGAACAGCAAACUGGUGGUGGCUACAAGACAGUCUUCCCAGAAGUGGACUCCAUACAUGUCGGGGAGUGAUGAUAUCUGUGAGCAUCCUUUUCAAGAAUUAUACACAGUGAAAGGAAAUUCCCAUGGAAUGCCAUGUGUGUUUCCAUUCCAGUAUAAUGAUCAAUGGCACUAUGAAUGUACCAGAGAAGGCAGAGAAGAUGGGCAUCUGUGGUGUGCUACAACAAGUCGAUAUGAAAAAGAGGAAAAGUGGGGAUUCUGCCCAGAUCCCACCUCCACAGAGAUAAGUUGUGAAGUUUUCUGGGAGAAGGAUCCUACUACACAUAUUUGCUACCAGUUCAAUCUCUUUUCCAUUCUGUCUUGGUCUGAAGCCCAUUCUUCAUGCAAGAUGCAAGGAGGUGAUUUACUAAGUAUCAUGGAUGGGACAGAAGAAAAUUUUAUAAGGCAGCACUUAAGUACUAAAGCAGUUGAUGUGUGGAUGGGUCUGAAUCAGCUGGAUGCAGCUGCUGGCUGGCAAUGGUCAGAUGGAACCCCGCUCACUUACCUGAACUGGAGUCCAGAUGUAAAGUUUGACCCAUUGCUUGAAUAUCACUGUGGAACAUUCAAUUCUUUGGUGACACAGUCCUGGAGAACACGUGAAUGUGAAUCUGGAUUGCCUUAUGUAUGUAAAAAAUAUUUGAACCGCACUGAACAUGAAGAAUUUGAUGCUUGGAAAUACUCCCCUACACACUGUGAGCCAGGCUGGAAUCCUUACAAUCGCAAUUGUUACUAUCUUCAGAAAGAAAAAAGCCCCUGGAGAGCUGCCUUGCAUUCUUGUCGGUCCAAUAACAGUGAACUGAUCAAUAUAGCAUCAUUAGCAGAAAUAGAGUUUUUCAUGACUCUUCUUAGAGAUGAAAAUGUAUCUGAAACAUGGAUCGGCAUGAGCAGCCAUAGCAUCCCAGUUUCCUUUGAAUGGUCUAAUGACUCUUCUGUCACCUUUACUAACUGGCACACCCAAGAGCCUAAUCUUUCUCUCAAUAGCAGCCAACUCUGUGUUUCAGCUCAGCAAUCUGAGGGAAAGUGGGAAGUUAAAAACUGUGAAGACAACAUUUCUUAUGUUUGUAAGAAAACAGGACAUGUCCUUUCUGAAACUAAAUCAGAAUGUCAUGAGGGAUGGAAAAGACAUGGUGGAUUUUGUUACAAAAUUGACCCAGUUCGCCGAAGUUUUGAACAUGCUUCCAGUGGCUAUUACUGCCCUCCUUCACUUGUAACAGUUACCAACAGGUUUGAACAGGCUUUUAUUACCAGUUUGAUCAGUAGUGUGGUAAAAAUGGAGGACAGUUAUUUUUGGAUAGCUCUUCAAGACCAAAAUGUUACAGGCGAAUACACUUGGAAAACAGAAGGGCAGAAGGAUGAGCCAGUGCGAUAUACAAACUGGAACAAAUAUCAGCCACGCUACAGUGGCGGCUGUGUGGUUAUGCGUGGAAAGAAUCCCCCUGGUGCCUGGGAAGUCAAAGACUGCAGGAGCUUCGAAGCAAUGUCCCUGUGCAAACAACCAGUGACAGAGCGUAAAAAGACUGAAUAUGAAGAAAAGUGGCCUUUUCAUCCUUGCUUUUUGGGAUGGGAAUCCAAACCCACUCUCACCAGUUGCUACAAGGUAUUUCAUAGUGAGAAAGUCUUGAUGAAAAGAACAUGGAGAGAGGCUGAAGCAUUUUGUGAAGAUUUUGGAGCACAUCUUGCAAGUUUUUCUCAUAUCGAGGAAGAGAAUUUUGUGAACGAGCUUUUACACACAAAAUUUAAUAGGACUGAAGAAAGACAGUUCUGGAUUGGAUUUAAUAAAAGAAACCCAUUAUCUGAAGGGUCAUGGGAAUGGUCUGAUGGAACUCCAGUUGUUGCUUCAUUUUUAGAAAAUACUUAUUUUGGAGAGGAUGCAAGAAAUUGUGCUGUGUACCAGGCCAACAAAACUUUGUUGCCCCUGCCAUGUGGUUCCAAACGGGAAUGGAUAUGUAAAAUACCAAGAGAUAUAAAACCAAAGAUCCCCUCGUGGUACACACAUGAUGAACCAUGGCUUUUUCAUCAAGGAAUUGAAUAUCUUUUUCAUAGUGAUCCUUCUGAUUGGGAGAGUUUUGCAUUUGCCUGUGCUUGGCUUGGUGGUGAUAUGCUCAACAUUCUUUCUGCAAUCGAACAAGAAUUUGUCCUCAGCAGGAUAAAAAUGCUAUCAAAGAACGAUAAAAAUUGGUGGAUUGGGCUCCGUGAAGAAAGACCUAACCAUGGAUUUCAUUGGAGAGAUGGCUCCCCAUUAAUAUACCAGAACUGGGAUGAAGGAGGAGAAAGAUCUGUGAAUAAUCAGAGUCAGAGAUGUGGCUUCAUUUCAUCUGAAACAGGACUCUGGAGUAACGCAGAUUGUUCUGUUUAUAUGCCCAGCAUUUGUAAACGUAAAAAUAUAUUAGUUAUAGAGAAAGAAAAGGAAAUACCAAAGCAACAUGGAUUGUGUCCCAAGGGAUGGCUGUACUUUGACUAUAAGUGCAUCCUAGUGGAAAUACCAAAGGACCAAAAGUUCCAGAAGUCCUGGAAGAGUGCUCAGAAUUUCUGUGCUGAAGAGGAUGCCACACUUGCCUCCAUUCAAAACGAAGUGGAGCAAGCUUUCAUUACAAUGAAUCUUUUUGGACAGAAGGCUAAUGUUUGGAUAGGUUUACAGAGUGACAAUUAUGAAAAAUGGCUAAAUGGAGAGCCUGUAACAUAUUCUAACUGGGCUCCAGUUGAGAUAAUAAAUGGUAAGAGCCACAACUCUACAAAUGUUCAAGAACAAGCUUCUCUCUGUACCUUGUUAUCAAGUAAUCCUAAUUUUCAUUUUACUGGGAAAUGGUACUUAGAAGAUUGUAGGAAAAGCACUUUUGGAUUUGUCUGUGAAAAACCACAAGAUACCUCUGGCCACAACAUAAAUGCAUCUACUAUGUUUCCAAUACCAGAAACCUUAGAAUACGGAAAUAGAACUUAUAAAAUAAUUAGUGCCAAUAUGACUUGGCAUGCUGCUUUAAAAGCCUGUACGGAAAAUGGAGCAGAAUUGGUCAGUAUUACAGACCAGUUUCACCAAUCCUUUCUCACUGUCAUCAUCAACAGACUAGGACAUUCCCACUGGAUUGGACUCUUUACCUCAGACAAUGGUCUUAAUUUCGAGUGGUCAGAUGGAACAAAGCCCUACUUCACUUACUGGGAAGAUGAAGAAUCAUCAUCUGUAGGUGAAUGUACUUUUGUGGCUAUAAAUGGACGCUGGAGGAGUACAGACUGUGAAACCCUUCUGCAAGGAGCAAUCUGUCAUGUGCCAAAGGAAAUAAAACAUUCAAAAUACCCAGAGUUAUGCAGAGAAACAUCUAUUCCCUGGAUAAAAUUUGAAAAUAAUUGCUACAGUUUUUCUACAGUCCUAAAUAGUACCAAUUUUGAUGCUGCAUUUGAGUUUUGCAAAAAGGAAGGAGCUAAUCUUUUAACAAUUAAGGAUGAGGCUGAAAAUGCAUUUCUUCUCAAAGAGCUCUUUACAUUUAGUUCUUCCAUCCCAACAGUCUGGUUGAACGCACAAUAUGAUAAUAGCAAUGGUAUCAUCACAUGGUUCGAUGGUAGUCCCACUGAGCAGUCAAACUGGGGUGUAAGGGAACCGGAAUCCAAUCUUUUCAAGGCUGAUCUUUGUUUUGCACUGAGGACCACAGAUGGUGUGUGGCAGUUAUAUCCUUGUAGAGAAAAAAAUGGAUUUCUAUGUAAGAUGGAGACAGAUAUUAAUAUCAUGAAGUCUGCAGAAGCUCCCAGCCACAGCCUUAUUCCCCUUACAGUAGCAGUGAUGCUAGUUGCCAUCCUGGGCAUUUCCACAUUCUUCUACUGCCUCUACAAGCAGAAUGGUGGCUUCUUCAGAAGAUUCAUCCCACUGGGGAGUCCUCCUUAUAUAGCAGCAAACUUGAGAAGGUUACCCAUAGAAGAAAGCAUCCUCAUUUCAGAUCUGGAGAGGAAUGAUUAAUAAGAAUAUUAAAACCAGCGAAAUCCUAGUGACUAUAUUCAGUUUUUAAAAGAAAUGGAUAUUAAGAGGCUCUGUAUUAUAUUUUGUAUUAUAGCCUUGAUGUCAUAGUAAUAUAAAUUGUGUUUUUUUAAGUAAUCAAUCCCUGAGUAAUGACUAUAUUUUAAUUACAACCAUUGAAGCCUGGUUUUAUUUUGGUUCUUCUGGUAAAAUGUAUUUUUUUUCUUUUUAAAGAAAGGAGUUUAUAGAGAGGAUAGGUUAGAAAUAAAUAACACUUAGCAUUCCCAAAGGUUAGUAAUAACUAAAAUGAUGUCCACUAGGUAGAGAAACUAUUUGUUUGAGAAGGGUUUACAAUCCCCAAUUUUCAGAGUCCACAAAUGUUCACAAGACUGUCAGACUAAUGGGGGUAACGUUAUUUGUAUUGUACUACAUUUAUUUCCUUUGAAAUUUGGUUAUUGUAUUUGAGAAUUUUAAUCAGCCUGUGAACAUAUGUUCUUCGUUUGCCCAUCCCCACCUCACUCUAAACCUAAUGAAUUUGUUAGAAGAAAAAAUGUCUUAGAUAGUAAUGGAUAGUAAUUUGUAAUGGAUAGUAAAUUUAUACUGCCAAAUCAAUGACAAUAUUUAUUUAUUUAUUUAUAAUUAGUUCUAGCAUCUUCCAGAAGGUGUGAAAAGGAACUUCAAAUAGCCCAUGAGAAAGCAGUGAAAACAUGGAUUAUGUUGGAGUCAGAGGGCCUGGUUUUGAAUCCUUCUUGGCCACUUAUUGCCUCUGUGGCUGUGGGAAAAUUCUGUUUAUGUCUCUGGGUCUUAUUAGCAGGUUGGACUAGGUGAACACUAAUAAGAUCCUUCCAAAUCUAAAUUUAGAAUCCUUCGGUCUACAUCUUUUUUUUUUUCCCAAUUUAAACAUUAUUUUAUUUGGUUAUUUUCAAACAAUAUUCCUUGGAAACAUCCAUCUAUAUCUUAAUACUGCUGAUCAUCAGACUUUGUGCUUUAAACAAACUAACUUUUUUAAAGAGUUAUAAUGUGGCCUGGGACUACAAGAUUGCAUUUCUGUUCAGUAAACUGAUUUUUAAAAAUUCCCAUGAUUCCAAAUCUCUCCCCUAUACCACUGUGAGCCUUCAUCUUCCAAAAGUAAGGUGAGGUGGCCAUUAUCUAUUUGUGACGUAUAAGGAUAAUUGGUUUAAACUAACCAGGUGGUAAAUAAAGACCAUUUAACAAAAUGCCAUGUGAAAUUAAAGUUCUGUAUUUCUAUGUGGUCUUAGUAAAAACUGCUAAUGAAUUAGUCUUCUAGUCAAGAGGUAUUGAAAUGGAACUGUCACAUAUAAUGACACCACUGAUUAAAUAUGUCAUUAGCAAAACAUUUUUUGUAGUAAGAUGAAUUCACCAAUUUCCCAAUGCUCUGUAAUUAGACAUAGAGUGCUACAUUUCUAAGUGUCUAGGCAUAUGGACAGUUAAUGCAAUCCUUCCUGCUGCCAAAAUUUCCAAAAUGAGCAAAUUUAUGAAAUAAACAAGAUACUGAAAUUCAAUGCUUUAUAUAAAUGCAUUUUCAUUGUGUGGACAUAUAGAUCUGCCUUUAAGUCUUAUCUAGAAUAAGCUUUGGAGUUUCCUGAGUUAUCAGAAUAUGACAUGGAAAACCAUUUAAACAGAUUUAAUAAGAAACAGUGUAUAUAUUAGCUACUCAAGUAACUUUGUAGAAUUUUGAUCUUCUUCAGCCUCAACUCUACAGCUCUGUAGAGCAAUGGGUACAAAGUUAGGUUUGCUUCAGGGAGAUUUGUGUUUAAAUUCUGCCUCUGAUAAACCUUGUAUGAUUGUCCACUUAACUUCAGUGGGCCUCAGGCAACUCUUUAGAACUUAAAGGGGUUACAUCUAAAUUGCUGGACAUUUUAGAGUAUUAUUUUUAAAAAGGACACGAUCUAUUGAAUCAGUCUACACAUUCUGAAAUGUUACGGUAUUGAACAUUAUAGAGUUAUAGCAUUUAAUUUCUAUGUCCUAUAUCUAUGCUAGAUAAAGCAGGUUUUCAUAUGAGAAAGUGAAUUUGACAUUCUCAGCCUCAAGCCAGUAGUGUGGAUACCAUUUUCCCUUCGACUUUGAACCUGGCUUGAGGUGUCACUGGAAUGACUAAAUAAGUAUUGUUAUCCCUUGGCUUUGGAUAAACCCAUUCCAUAUCAGAGUUAUUUAUAAUGAGUUCAUAGUAUUCUCCUGGGCAAAUUGGAAAAUACAAAUAAAAGAUCACUGUCCAACCAGAGUGUGGCAUAAAAAAGAUUUUUUAAGCUUUUUUCAGGAAUUUGAUGUUGUGAGAUGGAUGGGGUUGGCAAUAUGUUGCACAAUGAGAUUGUGUGUCUCAUUCCUAGGUGUUAAAGCUGAUGGGAUAUGACUGUUAGAAUUCAUAUCAGAAAUUAAAAAGUGAUCAUUUUUAUUCUAAAAACAUUGAUCAAGUGAGUUUUGUUUCUUUAGAGCCUAAAGAAAUCAAGACACUUAGAUGAUACAGAACAGCCAUAUUUACUGUAUGCGAUGUCCAUAUUUUUAAUUAAUCAUUUAGUAGACCCUUUGAAAUCAACUUAAAAUAUCAGGUUCGUUCAGGCAAUAGUAUUAAAGUGAAAUAGUUUUGUGUGGUCUCAAUGUUCUUUGAGUUCAACUAGAGUGCACUAAACUUAUAGAGAAGGUAAAUAUUUUUAAACCAGUUUAUUCCAGGACUUGUACUAUUGGGUGUCCCUUUGCUGAACCAUUGCCAUGAUUUCUUGUUGCAUGAUGAUUUGAAGAGAAAACCCAGUAAAUGUUAUACAUAACUCCAUCAGUUAUAUGAAUGAUAUGUGGAUACUAUGUAUUCUCUGAGUGUAAAUAUACACAUAAUUUAUUCAUAUACAGCAAAGGUCUAAUGAAUCCUAAUUGGGAGAAAGAAUUGAAAACUAAAAAAAGCCCUCUAUAAGCCAAUGACCUUCUUUACUAAAAGCUAAUUAACACAAGUACUUGAUGCUUGCAGAGUACUUCUGCUGCAAUUUAGAGCAAAUUAAGGGGGGGAAAUCAUUUGAGUGGUGUUUUCUUCACACUCUGAAGUGGCUAUGAUGGACUGCAGUUAACUCAUUUAAAUCAUCAUCAUCCAUUUCUUGUAAUUGCAUGUGGCAGCAACCUUGAACUUCCCUGUUAAAAAAAAUAGCCUACCUCUGAAAUGAAGUUAUCUUCUAUUUAUUUUCCUAUGCUGCUAUUUGGAAGUGAAAGCAGAAAAUUUUGUUUAAAAGACAGAAAAGACACUCAGCUGCUGAUAUUUUUCCCCUCUUAAAGAAAGAAUCUCUCUUUUCUCAGCUCCAGAUUCCACUUCUGCUUCUUGAACUUACUGGCUGGAUAAUCCUGAGCAAGUCAGACAACUUCCUAGGACUUAUUCACAUAGACAUUGGCAUCUGUGUUGGGAGAGGUGUUUCAGGCCAGGAGGCAAGUUUGACAAAGGAGAUUUGAAUUAGGCCUACAUGCUCCUAGUACCAUGGCAAGCAAGGAGGUUGUGGUGCAGGCUUGGGGUACUUUGGGAUAGCUUUUUCUGCAGGUGGAUUGAUUUGGAACCCAGCUGUGGGCCCUUUGUUCAAGAAAGGUCCAGAAAGGACUUUUGUUGCAUUGGCGCAAUGUUGCUGAAAUCCUCCAGGGGGCUUCCUUAAAUGCUGCUUUCUCUGUCUUCUUGUCCCCAGCUUGUCUCUAUUUUUAUCUUCCGUAACUGCUUUAAACACCAUGGGAACUGUUUCUGUCUGAGUGAUCCAUUGCAUCAGAUGUUGGAACCACUACCAAAGGGGACAGAAGGGAAUUCCCAAACCUGGAGUUCCCUAUACUAAUAAAAUCAUUGUUCUUUCCCAUAUUUGCAUAUUUGGGGGCACAUUGAUUUUAGUUUUAAAUGUUUUCUAACUAAAUAUAUACUGUAUCAACUAUGGAAAUCUAUUAAAGGACUAAUUUUUUAUUGCUA